GCACACCUUCAGUCGGGAAAAGGCUUGUUUGGGUAGGCUACGUUUACCCCCAGUCACCAUGUCUGUGAGAGUUAGCCGAAGCUUCAGCUCCAGCAGCAGAAGCGGAGCAGGUCCAAUUGGAUUCAGUUCGGCCAGCGGGUUGAAUUACUCUGGAUUCGGUGGAGGCAGCUCGCGCCUGUCCCUUCAUGGAAACCGCGCGCCAAGUGUGUAUGGAGGCGCGGGAGGAUUUGGCACGCGCAUCUCCAGCGCCGCGUCGUCGUCAGUUUCCAUGGCAGCGGGUGGCGAUAUGUCCGCGUGUGUUGUCAACGAAAAGCAGACAAUGCAAAAUCUCAACGAUCGCCUGGCCUCUUAUCUCGAUAAGGUGAGGACCCUGGAGGCUGCUAACCAGAAGCUGGAACUGCAGAUUAAAGAGUUUUUGGAGAAGAAAUGCCCUGCACUGGUGCUGGACCACUCCCGCUACACUGUCACCAUCGAAGACCUCCGCAAACAGAUUGCUGCUAGGAUUGCAGAAAAUGCGGCCAUCAAUUUACAGCUUGACAACGUAAGACUUGCUGCGGAUGACUUCAGAGUGAAGUUUGAUAAUGAGUGCGACAUGCGCAUGACUAUCGAGGCUGACAUUGCGAGACUCAAGUCAGUAAAGAGUGAGGUGGAGCUGCUCAUCAAAGACCUGAAGUUACAGAUCAACGGACUGAAUGAGGAACUGGUCUGGCUCAAAUGCAACCACGAAGAGGAGCUGCAGCAGCUGCGGCUGCAGCAGGGUGGUUCUGUGCAUGUGGAGGUGGACUGUGCGCCCCCUGUUGACUUGGAGAAGGUAAUGCAGGAGAUGCGGGAGCAAUACGAGACCAUCAUCCAGAAGAGCCGACGCGACGCCGAGAAAUGGUUCGAGGGCAAGGCGGCAGCACUCCAGACUCAGGUCACCACCAGUGUCACUGAGGUGAAGACUUCCCAGACAGAGGUGACGGAUUUACGGAGGACCCUCCAGACUCUGGAGAUCGAGCUGCAAGGACUCCACACGCAGAAGUGUAACCUGGAGCAGCAGCUCGGGGAGGUGAGUGGUCGCUACGGUUCCCUGAUGCAGCAUCUGCAGAUGCAGAUCGACGGGCUGGAGGCGGAGCUUCAGCAGCUGGGGGCCAGCAUCACGCAGCAGAGCCAGGAGUACCAGCUGCUGCUCAACAUCAAGAUGAGGCUGGAGAUGGAGAUCGCAGAGUACCGCCGUCUGCUGGACGGGGAGGGAGGCGGCUGCAUCACUAGCCGCAGCACUGAGCUAACGUCUUCCUCCAUGACUACAACAACCACCACCACAGAGUACAUGGAGGAGGAGGAGGAGGAGGAUGUGCACAACCCCCUGAGACAGCGCAGGGUGAAGGUGAUUAUGGAGGAGCUGGUAGACGGGGUGGUGGUGUCCUCCUCCGUGGACGAGAAGAUCCAGGACGUAGCAACCUAGGAUGCAGCUUGUUUGGGAGUUGCUCUGGUGCAACGCAACGCGCCGCUAAUGCACCUGUCCAUGAAAGGGCUCUGGGCCCGUGGAGACCCAGGUUCGAGUCCUGCCAAUGUCAUUUUCAAGCCCUACCCCAUCCCUCUCCACUUCACCGUAAAAAAAAUAUCACAAGUUUACCAACUGCCUCAGACUUCAAAGUUAAUUUAAAUCCUUAUUAAAAGUCACUUAAAUCCUUAUUGUAAGUCAUGAAGAGCUUUGAACACAAUUCAAAGCUCCACAUAACUUACAAUAAGGAUAUAAAUUAACUUGAAAUUCUGAGGCAGCUGAUGUUUUAUAUUGUGUUGUUUCCUGUGACUCCUUCACUGUCCUGUCGGAUAAAGGCCUUACAUAUAGGAUGUGCCUUGUCACUUUGCAUCCAGGAGCUUUUUUUUCACCACAUGGACCUUUUUUUACAGAGAAAUAAAAUGUGUGCUGUUGCCCUUGUUUAAGAACAACUUUAACUGUGUUUACAGUGGGUUUUUUGUAAGCGUGGAACGUUGAUGGAAAUUAAAUGACAUAAAAGAGGA
This is a messenger RNA of Engraulis encrasicolus (European anchovy), 2004 nucleotides long. Its product is annotated as keratin, type I cytoskeletal 19-like. Gene Ontology annotation, molecular function: structural molecule activity. The transcript has 9 exons. Gene Ontology annotation, cellular component: cytoskeleton. Bases 59 to 1444 code for a protein of 461 amino acids. The record is from RefSeq and is a predicted model, not a curated record. Lineage: Eukaryota; Metazoa; Chordata; Actinopteri; Clupeiformes; Engraulidae.